AUGCAGCCUCUUGGCCCUUUUGCUGUCGAUGGCAUUGCUGUGCCCAUCGCCGACUACGUUGAGCUCAACGGCUUCAACCUCGCCUCCCACACCACUGCCCUUGAGCAAUCGGUCCUUGGCAAACCGCAUCUCUCAUCAUCUACCAACACCAACAAUCGCGGUCUCACAUUGAUGCCUCCUACUGUCUGCGGCAAGCGAUCUCGAUCCAACUCCACCUCGUCUUCUGCCCCCUCCAGCCAUGCCUCGGUCUUCUCUUGCUCCGAGAAUGACCUCUUCGAGUCCGGCUAUGAGACGCAGACCACUUGGCUUGGCGAGCAGACUCCUUCGUCUCGCAAGAGCUCCAUGAGCGAAAGCUCGUCUCAGCAGAUUGAACACGACCUCGCUUCAUGGCGUGCCGACUUGCUUGCUGCUUCUCAGGAGGAGCAACAGCGUUGUGCCAAGCGUCUUCGCGACUUGCAGGGUGAGGUCCUCAGACUUGCCAACCAAGUUGUUAGCACUGCUUCCCAGCAGCCCGUGCAGGCAGCAGCCCCGGUGGUAUCUACAUCUGCACCUCUCAAUAUCACUUCUGGCAUUUCUCCCUCCUCUUCUGCAUCUUCUUCCUCGUCGUCUGCAUCCGACGACACCAAGAACUCUUUGGUAGACUCUCUUAUUGGUAAAUACACCAUCUCCACUGACUCCCGCCCCGGUGUUCCUUUGCCCCUGUCAUUGCAUUCUUCCGCCUCUGUGAACAGUCUCGCUGACCACGGUGAUGAGAACGUCUUUGAUCUUGACCCUCUAACUCUACUUGCAGAUGCCGCCGUCAGAACGCUCGACGCCAUCUGGAAUGCCUCCACCCCAUCCGAGUCCUGUGAUCUCGCCAAGGGCAACAGCGCGCUUCCUCUUCAGGUCUUCAUCCGCGAAACGCUCCGUCGAGCCCGUGCAUCCUGUUCCACCUUGCAGGCCUCGUUGCUCUAUUGCGUUCGUCUCGGUGAAGCCUGCAAACGAUCUAGACAGAUGUCGCUCAGACAAUCCACUCGCGCCGCCGGCGUUCAAGUCGAAGUCGAAGCUCAGUCUAGCUCGCCUUUGCACGGCAUGAAUAAGGAAGAGCUCUGUCUCACUCGCUGCCCCAGACGCAUGUUCCUCGCUUCCAUCAUGGUCGCUUCCAAGUUUGUCCAGGACCGCACCUACUCGAACAGAGCUUGGGCCAAGAUCUCGGGUCUUGCUGCCAAAGAUCUCGGCAAGCUCGAGCGAGCUUUUCUCAAGGCAAUCGACUACCGUCUCAUGACAUCUGAUGUCGAAUGGGACAAGUGGACUGCCGAGCUUGCGCAGAGCAACGCUUCCGUCACCGAAGCUAGCAGCAACAAGGGCGUUGCUGGCAGACGCAGCAGCCUCAGCCGCUCGCAGUCUGACAACGUCACCGGUGCUGAACUUGCUCUCGACACCGAGUUGCGCGCUGCCAGCCCACGCCUGCCUAGCCAGGUGCAGCCCAAAUAUCGUCACCUUGGCGAUGCUCAGCAGCAGUCGCAGCCCAGACUCGGCGCGGAUAUCUCUUUGCCUUUGCCUCGCGCUGCACCUGCCGUCGUCUCUGCCGAGAUCUAA
Molecule: messenger RNA, 1578 nt
Organism: Ustilago hordei
Lineage: Eukaryota; Fungi; Basidiomycota; Ustilaginomycetes; Ustilaginales; Ustilaginaceae
Exons: 1
Coding region: 1-1578 (525 amino acids)
Biological process (GO): regulation of cyclin-dependent protein serine/threonine kinase activity
Cellular component (GO): cyclin-dependent protein kinase holoenzyme complex; nucleus
Molecular function (GO): cyclin-dependent protein serine/threonine kinase regulator activity; protein kinase binding
Source: RefSeq, a predicted model, not a curated record